Molecule: messenger RNA, 946 nt
Organism: Mytilus trossulus (common blue mussel)
Lineage: Eukaryota; Metazoa; Mollusca; Bivalvia; Mytilida; Mytilidae
Exons: 6
Coding region: 9-608 (199 amino acids)
Biological process (GO): cell-matrix adhesion
Cellular component (GO): extracellular region; lysosome
Molecular function (GO): calcium ion binding
Source: RefSeq, a predicted model, not a curated record
UUAUUGUAAUGAUGUUUCCCAUACUAGUUGUAAUUUUUGUCGAGUGCUUAACAUCCUCAGUAUCAGGGACAUGUUGUGUACCUCCUGUUUUUCAAACAGAAAUGGAUGUUACCGGUGGCUUGAUUAAUUUACAGACAAACCACAAAGAGUUCUUUGACAGAAGAGUCCAUUUGUACUUUGAUUAUCACAGAAAAAUGACGCGAACUGAUACGAUUGUAACCUUGAGUGAGAAUAUGACCUUCACACACACUGAGAUUGUGGAUUAUCACCAUGGUAAAACUUAUAAAAUAGAUCUAGGACGAUGUUCUGUAGAGAAACUGACGGUACCAAUACAAGAUCAAUGUAUACCAAAUGAUGCACACCUGAUUGCGCAACGAUCAAUUGGGCCGCCGGAUAACAAUUUAGAAGUUCAGAUCUGGAAAUAUGUAAUACCCAGUACCAAUGUGACAGUUGUUCGCUCUGUAACUACACCAGAUUGCUGGCCGGUUUCACAGAUUGAGUAUGGAACAUUUGAAGGAGGUUACACUGCUAUGUCAUAUACCACAGCAGAUAUCAGUAUACACCCAUACUCUGAGUCAGUGAUGACACGACCAAAACAUUGUCAUUAAUACGUACAUGAUGACCAGAAACUGUUAUAUAGGGCUUACUUAUUUAUAAAAUAUAAAUUAUGUUGUGAAAAUCGUUGAGAUUAUUUCAUUAUAUGAAGUUGUCAUCGCAAUAUGAGGGAGAUUAUACCCAAAUGGAAAAAAAUAGCAAGUAGAAAAUUAUUGAAGAGAAAUGCAAUUUGUAUACAAAAUCAUUUUCUUUUCAAUUAUGGGGAAAUACACAAUUUUUGUGUUUUGGAAAUUAUAGAAAAGAACAUGCACUAAUGUUUUAAUCAUAGUUUCUAAAAAUCACUUCAUUUCAACUCACUUGGAUAUUUGUCUCAUUGGAAAUCAUACCAGAU